UUUUUUUUAACUACGCAUUUAAUCUGGAGGAAAGUGAACGUAGACCAGUUCUUGAAGCAAGUUUUACGCAAAUAUUGUCAAUCUAAUUAAACUAGGAAUUAAUUGUAUUGGAUUCAAGGAUUAAUUCUAGUGUUUACUUUUAACACUGUUUUCCAGUAAAACAAUUUAUUAACUAUGUCCAGAUAAAAGACUUCGUUGAAAUCUUUCUUUUCAAGGAUUAUAAUAAGAAAAUAUGUUUCUGAAUUUCCGCUAACGAUAUCAUUGUUUAUCAGAAGGAAACAAUCCUUGAGGAAAUUUUUUCAACAUACUUUUACAUUAUAAUUAUAAUAACCAAAUAAAAUUGGUUUUUGUGGCAAAGCAAUCGUAUUAUUUAGGAAUUCCGUACAUUUCUGAUGCAAUUUCUUAAGAAAGUUACUUUGUUUAAUAAAAGCCAGACUUAAUUAUGCUUUAUGCUAAUUAUGUGGUGGUUUUUUCAUCCUCUGAAGGUUCACAUUAAAUACAAGUGCAUGAAAGAUUUGCAGUCAGUUGGCAAAAAUUUACUGUAGUGUUUUUGUUAUUAAACUUUGUCGAUUUAUGAUGGGAAAACAGAUAAUUGACCCAAAAUUAAUGCCAGGUGGUAACUACAUAAAAAUAGGAAGAGAUUCCGCGAGAAGCACUUGUUUAAUUUUCGCACCACCUGCGGAAUCCGUUGGAGUCUUAGCUAAAUAUUUAUCAAUUUUUGAAAAGUUUGGGGUGAAUCUCCUACACAUUGAAUCAAGACCAUCCACCAAAGACCCAGGAAAUUAUGAAUUUAUGGUUGAGUGUGCUCCUACAGGAGAUAUUGGACGAGCUAUUAAUGAAAUUAAAGAAAAAACUGAAUAUUUAAAUAUCAUUUCCAGAGAUUAUAAAGAUAAUAAAGACUCUGUUCCAUGGUUUCCGCGUCGUAUAAGAGAUCUCGACCGUUUUGCGAACCAGAUCCUCUCUUACGGAGCCGAACUGGAUGCCGAUCAUCCAGGAUUCACCGAUCCGGUGUACAGGGAGAGGAGGAAGUACUUCGCUGACAUUGCUUAUAAUUAUAAGCACGGCGAGAAACUCCCCCACGUUGAAUACACGAAAGAAGAAAUCGAAACUUGGGGCAAAGUUUUCAGACAAUUGACAAAAUUGUACCCUACGCACGCAUGUAAGGAGCACAACCACGUAUUCCCACUUUUGAUAGAGAAUUGCGGUUAUAGAGAGGACAAUAUACCGCAACUGGAAGAUAUAUCCAACUUUUUAAAAGAUUGUACGGGAUUUACUUUGAGACCAGUUGCUGGUUUAUUAUCAUCGAGGGAUUUUCUUGCUGGACUUGCUUUUAGGGUGUUCCAUUCGACCCAAUACAUUAGGCAUCCGAGCAAACCGUUUUACACUCCAGAACCGGAUGUUUGUCACGAGCUAUUGGGACAUGUGCCUUUGUUUGCCGAUCCGGAGUUCGCUCAAUUUUCGCAGGAAAUCGGACUGGCCUCCCUUGGGGCCCCAGAUGACUACAUUGAAAAACUUGCAACAUGUUUUUGGUUUACUGUGGAAUAUGGUGUUUGUCGAGAAAAUGGGGAGAUAAAAGCUUACGGAGCGGGACUCUUGUCUUCAUAUGGGGAGUUGCAAUAUUGUUUGACGGACAAACCUGAAAUUAGAAUGUUUGAGCCUGCCAAAACUGCAUUGCAGAAGUAUCCGAUUACUGAAUAUCAACCUGUAUAUUUCUUGGCAGAGAGUUUUGAAGACGCCAAAGAAAAAAUGAUUAAAUAUGCGGCCACAAUUCCAAGAUCGUUUGGAGUAAGAUACAACGCUUAUACCCAAAGUAUUGAAGUGCUGGAUUCAAAACCUCAAAUCCAGAAUUUGGUGAACAAUAUUGGAAAUGAAAUAUCAAUAUUAAUAGAUUCGUUGAAAAAGUUGUAAAUUUACAUUAAUAAUAAAUAGAUUGUAAGAUUAUUUUAUAAGCUCAUAUUUGUAAAUAAAAGUAUUGUUAAAUAAAUUAAGUACAUUAUAUACGAGAAAUUAAUAACUGUAACAAGUAAAUCAAAAUUUAAUAAAAUAUACCAUUUAACAUUUAA
Molecule: messenger RNA, 2063 nt
Organism: Aethina tumida (small hive beetle)
Lineage: Eukaryota; Metazoa; Arthropoda; Insecta; Coleoptera; Nitidulidae
Product: protein henna
Exons: 6
Coding region: 574-1908 (444 amino acids)
Biological process (GO): L-tyrosine biosynthetic process; L-phenylalanine catabolic process
Molecular function (GO): iron ion binding; phenylalanine 4-monooxygenase activity
Source: RefSeq, a predicted model, not a curated record